AUGACCCAGCUGGACGCAGUGGUUGCCAGUGGAUCUGGGCCGCAAUACUCAAAGCCUAACGCGAAGACUCUGCAUGCACUGCGGCUGGAGACGUUCCGCGCUGCCGAGGAGCUCGCGCUCAACCUGAGCGUGGAUAUGACGCGUCCCCAGAACGGCGUUGAGGCAGACGGUGCUGAACUGGGGAAGGUGCAAAAGGUGUCAAUGGGUUCGCAGGUUCUCGCUCUCACUGGUGCCGCUGGUGUCUCGAACCGCGGAGCCGAGAUCACGCAACUCGACUGCAAGCUUGCAACGCAGGCAGAAGAGAUCGCACGGCUGAAGAAAUGCCCGGAGUCGGGCGUUGGUGGGGUCGUAGUCGUGGGCCAUGAGGAGCUCGUGUCCGCACUUGCUAAUGCGGUUCGGGCAUUGGAGAAGGAGGCGAGGGCGAUCGCGCUGGAAAGGGCAGUACUGGGCGAUACGCAUAACCAGGAGGCGCUGGUGCUAGGGCAAGUGGACGCAAGGGCAACCGCGACAAUGACGGCUACCGUGGGUAAGGGCAAGGGUAAGGCGGAGGAUGGGGAGGGGCCCGCUACUGCGGGUCCGAGCGCUGCCGCGGUUGAGGUCAAGACGGAGAAACGCAGCAGGGGUGGCAAGAAGUUGUCCCCUACACCCGUGUACACGAUCGACGAGGACGAUGCGGACGACGAGGUGCAGACUCUCGUGAGCAGGUGGGUCCUGGAGGCGGGCGACGGAGGAGAGCAGGGUGGGGAGGCCGAGGUCGAGGUUCAUAGCGGCGGGGAGAGCGCGGACGAGCAAGACGGAGACCCCGUGGUCGUACCAGGUGGCGCAACGGGAGGACAGGGUGACACCAGCAGCAAGCGCAGGGGCUGUGGUAUCCGCGCUCCACCCAGGGGUGGACCCGGCUUGGUUUCUGAACCGCAUCUGGGGGGAAAGAAGCUUUGGCUCGAACACGGCGACCGCCAAGAUCUGCAGUACAAGACCGCAAUCGCGAUGCUGCCCUACGACAAGAAGGUGGACCCCGGGCUGAACCUGAGCCAGAAGCAGCUUCGAGAUUGGACCGCGGACCUGUCCAUUGCCGAGGGGUUACAUACGGGCCUCUUAAUCACCAUGCACUACCGCAAUCUUGUAGCCAGCAAGGACAGGUGGCAGCGCAUGUUCGAAUCCUAUCGCGGGCUAACCAAGCCCGGAAUGCACACCACCAACGAGAUUGCAUGGGCCGCAGUGGUAGGCAAGGAGGCUGCAGCAGAAGAAGCGGAGCUCGGCGAUGUGGAACCGACGGACUACGCGGGAGCGGUCGCAUGCGCGAUUGCAAUGGUGUGGGAGGUGACUCGCGGUUCUAACGUCACGGCCGCAGCGGAUAAUGGACAUUUGGCCGCGCGAGCUGCUGGUUGCUAUGGGGAGCCAAGCCGUCUCUUCCCCAUAGUUUCCGCGUACGUCGUCAAUGCGGUGCGGAAGCGCAAUGCCCGCGAGCUGCAAGCUGAGGACGACGAGCCGCAGGUUGUCGCGGACCCGAAGGUGGUCGCGACCGCAAUUGUGACUGGAGUAGUGAACGAGGUCGUCGCCAAGUCUCGCGAUCUCAGGCACAUUGAGUUGGCCGCCCGCGAAACGGUGGACGUUAUCGUCACUUGGUCCAGGUCAACACUCUUCUUCUUUACCGCGAUCCCUUCCGAUGCACCCGACAUGCCCACAGCUCCUGACACGAGGUCGAGCUUGUACGAGCACUACCGCGAUGUUGUCUCCUUGCUCACGCUGUGGGCGAUGAAGUCCAUGACUCGCUUGACACGGUUUAUCGCGUGUCUGGCCGCCUCCCUCCUUCCCAAUGAGUUCGGCCAAUCACGUAACUGCAUCGUGGGGCUGGGCCAGAAGCGACUCUGGACUCUCGCGGAUCGGCGGGAUUUAUUGGCUAGUGUGAAGCUGCUCAAGAUGGCGGCCAUGCUGGUCUUCCGCAUCAUGUGCUUGAACUCGUCCGGGGUGUACGUGUCCGCGGCCGUGCCCCGAUGGCGAUCCAUGUGUUCCCUGCGCAACCAGUUGGACGAUUGUGCCAGUGUUAGUGGACGCGGUUUGCUGGACGUUGAACGCGGCACCUCUCCCACCGUGUCCUCUCGCACCUAUCCCUCUCCCCGUGGUCCCACCCCCCGCCUUCCAUUUACCCGCGUUCCCUCUCGCACCGGUCCCCCUCCCCGUGGUCCCACCCCCCACGUUCCCUCUACCCGCGUUCCCUCUCGCACCGGUCCCUCUCCCCUCGUUCCCUAUCGCACCGGGCCCUCUCCCCACGUUCCCUCUUGCGCCGGUCCCUCUCCCCGCAUUCAUCGCGUUCGACUGUGGUUGCAUACCUCUACCGGGGGUGCUGAUGUGGACGUCCGGGUUCCCUGGCAACAGCGAGUUCACGUUCCAUAUCGGAGGCAAUUGGCACGCGCGAUUGCAUUCAUCCCUGCUUCACCAGUCACCGCACGUCCUAUCACCUCCGCACCCGCGAUCAUUGACAGGCCGUCUGGUCGCGCGUGUGUGUCCACACCGGCCUCCGAUGGACCUAUACGAUCUGGAGGCCCCGUUGGUGGGAUAUCCGCGUGA
Molecule: messenger RNA, 2568 nt
Organism: Closterium sp. NIES-65
Lineage: Eukaryota; Viridiplantae; Streptophyta; Zygnematophyceae; Desmidiales; Closteriaceae
Source: the annotation of a GenBank genome assembly